Molecule: messenger RNA, 1545 nt
Organism: Morchella sextelata
Lineage: Eukaryota; Fungi; Ascomycota; Pezizomycetes; Pezizales; Morchellaceae
Exons: 2
Coding region: 1-1545 (514 amino acids)
Biological process (GO): cardiolipin acyl-chain remodeling
Cellular component (GO): mitochondrial inner membrane
Molecular function (GO): A2-type glycerophospholipase activity
Source: RefSeq, a predicted model, not a curated record
AUGCCCGAGGCACGAACCCAGCAGAGUCCCCUCGCCUCAGGACGAGGGGCAGAGACCCAAGGAACUGCCACUGCCGAUGCCGGAAAGGCCGGUAUCAGGUUUCCAAACAACCUCUUCCCCCUAGGAUACAAGGAGGGGUUCAGCCAAUGGUGGACCGCUGUAUCACCAGCAGCCGCCGAAGCCGCUGUCUUGGGCUUUUUGCCAUUCAACAAAAAGCCUCUUCCAGCGCUCACGCCCAGUGACGGUAAUGCCGCCGCCACCGCCUCGCCACCCACGGCAGACCCAUACGGUCCCCGCGAAUGCGCAUCCAAUAUGGUGCCACUCUCGGGCAAGAACCGCAUCAUGAACGAGUUCAGCGUGACCCGCACCGGCGAGGGAGAGCCGAAGCACCAUCUUGUCAUGCUCCACGGCUACGGCGCUGGGCUCGGCUUCUUCUACCGCAAUUAUGACAUGCUGUCGCGGCGCGCUGGAUGGAAGAUCUGGUCCCUGGAUCUUCUGGGGUACGGACGCAGCUCGCGGCCCCCCUUCUGUAUCAGCUCAAAGGACACUGAGGGCAAGAUCACCGAAGCCGAGGAUUGGUUUAUCGAUGCCCUGGAAGAAUGGCGGAAGAUCCGCAAAAUUGAAAAAUUCACCCUGCUGGGACAUUCGUUCGGAGGGUACUUGUCUGUGCGAUACGCACUCAAGUACAAGGACCGGGUCAACAAGCUGAUCUUGGCCUCGCCCGUCGGUGUCCCCGAGGACCCCUAUGCCGUCCGCGAAGACCUCCCAGACGCAGCGGCAAAAUCAAACCUGCAAGACGAGUACAUGCAGACGCAGGAGGAAGCCACCCGCUCAAACCCCAACAUUCCCGACACCCUCAAGGUUCCCCACGACCCCGGAAACAACACGCACUCCCGCUCUACCACAGACCUCCCCUCCUCCUCCACCACCACCCCUGCCUCCAGCACCCCCGCCGCAAAGCCAAACGCAAAGCCCCGCAGGCCGCUCCCCAAAUGGCUCGUCUACCUCUGGGAAGCCAACAUCAGCCCCUUCAGCUUUGUCCGCUGGUCGGGCCCUCUCGGCCCCCGCCUCGUCUCCGGCUGGACCUCGCGCCGCUUCUCGCAGCUCCCCGCCGAAGAGAGCACCGCGCUCCACGACUACGCAUACUCGCUCUUCCGCCAGCGCGGCAGCGGCGAAUACGCGCUCGCAUACGUGCUUGCCCCCGGCGCGCACGCGCGGCGCCCGCUCAUCUGGGCGGCGCAGAAGCUGGUCGGCACGCCGAGCGUGUGGAUGUAUGGCGAGAUGGACUGGAUGGAUAUUGCCGGGGGCUUUGCGGCGGAGGAGAAGAUUCGCAGUACGCCGAUCCCGGAGGAGAAGGCGGCGGGGUAUGUCGGGGGUGAGGAGUGGAGGGGCGAGAAGAAGGGGAUGGGCGGGGAGGCGAAGGUGCAGAUUGUGAAGAGUGCCGGACAUCAUUUGUAUUUGGAUGGGUGGGAGGAGUUUAAUGAGCUGGUGGGCGAGGAGAUGAGGGAUGUGGAGGUGAGGGAGGGGACGAGAUCUAGGGACUGA